Messenger RNA from Ricinus communis (castor bean), 2332 nucleotides. RefSeq names its product reticulon-like protein B17. NCBI's taxonomy places the organism in Eukaryota, Viridiplantae, Streptophyta, Magnoliopsida, Malpighiales, Euphorbiaceae. The transcript has 8 exons. The coding region runs from base 773 to 2104 and encodes 443 amino acids. The record is from RefSeq and is a predicted model, not a curated record.
AAAAAAUUGUAUAUAUUUUAAAUUUAAAUUUUAAGUUAUUAAUAUAUUAAUUUAUGAGUUCACUGAUAGUCGAGUUUUACCCAAGUGGAAUUUUUCCUAACAUAACUGAAUGCUGAACCCUUGUUGAGCUCUUUUUAAUACUUCAAGACUGGUAUAAAAAAAGAACAGAAAAAUUAAGAUUAGUUGAUGAAACCCAAAUCAUUUGUUUAACAAAUUUUUAGGUAAGAGGAGAGAUAUAAAGAUUUGAACCUAAAUGUUUGGUUUAGUUGGUCAGCAAUUGUGCUAAUGGAGAAACCAAAAAUCAAUUUACUAUGCCAAAUCCAUGGAAAGUAAAAAUCACAAAGACAAUAAUUGUCUCUGAUUUUAUGCAAGUUCAUUACCUUAAGUCUUCACAAGCUAAAGACAAAUGAAUAUGCAAAUAGCCCAUCAACAGAAAAUGGAUUUUCAUAAAUAAAUAAAUAAAAAAAAAAAGUACAAAAAUGGCACAAAAACAAACAGCCCCUUAUGUUUUCUGACCGUUACACCUUGUGGACCCACAUUCCCACUCUAAAAAUUCAAAUAAUCAAAAAGCAACAGAAUCCUUUCUCCAACGGCUCCUCCUCCUCCUCGUGCCAUUUGAAGAACCACCACCAUCACCGCUAAGCUCCAUCAGACCCCUUGUCAAUUUCUUCACUCUCUCCUUCAUCUAACAAACUCCCAACUUAAAGUUCCAGAAAUCUUGUUCAAAUUCCAAAAAAAAUCUGCUAUAUUGUAGCACUUAAGUCGCUCAUAAAUGGAUUCAACACCACCUUCUCAUAGAUCAAACCCCAACUCUCAAACAAAAUCAGCUUCUCGUUUAGCAAGAAUCACCUCUUCUAUAGAUAAUGAAGAAUCUUUACGUUCAUCUUUAGACCUUAUCCUUUCUCCAGCGCCAAAAAGGACCCCAUCAACGCCCUCAAAUUUGUCUCUCAAAUCUUGCACCAAUUCUCUUCCUUUCCAUGAACUUCUCCUUCUUUCACCGUCUCCUUCAAGAAAAUCAAGAACCCGUCUAGCAGACCGGCUUGACAUAGCUGAGGAGGCAGCUAUGGAGCCAACUGGGUCUCGUAGAAGAUGCAAAAGCAGGACAGCUCAAUUGGGUUCACCAAGAAUUAGUAGAAGGUCAAGAAGAAGAUCAGAAAUGGAGAUAAGAGAAGAGAAAGAUUUGUUGGGUUUGGUAGAAGAGAUUGGUAAGGCGAGGAAAAGAAGACAUAGUGGUCGUUCUAAGAAGGAAAAGCUCUCUUUGGUUCCUUCAUUACCUUCUUCAAAUCCUUCUCCAAUUGGUGAUUGUGAUGGAGGCAAUUUGAACAGAAUUGGGAGGAUGAUUUACGAUUUGAUAAUGUGGAAAGAUGUGGCAAAAUCAAGUCUUUGGUUUGGUUUUGGGUGUUUGUGUUUUCUGUCUUCUUGCUUUGCUAAAGGGAUUAGCUUCAGUAUUUUCUCUGCCAUUUCCCAACUCGGCCUCUUGUUUCUGGGUGCAUCAUUCAUCUCCAAUUCGAUAUGUCAAAGAAAUAAUGUUGAAAGUAGAUGUAACUUUAAGCUGAAAGAAGAGGACAUCCUGAAACUGGGUAGAUUAAUACUACCACCAGCUAAUCUUGCAAUUUCAAUGGCAAGAGAGCUUUUCUCAGGAGAACCAUCCAUGACCCUCAAAGUAAUUCCAUUCUUGCUUGUUGGAGCCGAGUACGGUCACCUUAUAACUAUGUGGAGGCUUUGUGCAAUUGGGUUUUUCAUUGGCUUCACUAUCCCCAAGUUAUAUUCAUGUUAUUCCAGUCAGAUAAACCAAAAAGUUGAUUAUGCGAGAGGCCGGGUGCUGGACGCAUGGGAAGCUUGCUCUCACAAGAAGAUUGUGGCAGCAUCAGCUAUCACAGCCUUCUGGAAUAUGUCUAGUGUCAAAACCCGCAUUUUUGCAGCAUUUAUAUUUUUGGUGAUCCUACGCUGCUGCCGGCAACAUAUGAUACCAAAUCAAGAAGAAGGGCAAGCAGAAGAAGGGGAACAAGGGCAGCAGCAGCAGCAGCAGGAAGCAGAAGAAGGGGAACAAGAGCAGCAGCAAGCUCUGGUGGUGGUCGCAGGAGUACUGACCACCAAGAAGUAAUGGAUUUUGAUACUUCGGAUUACUAACACCAAUGAUUAUAUGUUUCCUUUGAGCAGAUAGACAAGAGGCAAGCAUCAUGUAUUGGUCUACUAUAUAAUAACUAACAGUUGCGACCAUAAAAGUGGUUAGUUUUUGUCCAGAGUGUACAAAUAAUGAAGGGCUUGUAUUUCUUUUAUUUCCAGUGUCCAUACCAAGAAUAUGAAUAGAACUUAGAAUUGAAAUCUGAAA